AUGGCUACUUCUACCUUCAAAAAUAAAGUGAGCAUCACUCAUAUCGGGACUGCAACAGCAAUUCUCGACAUCGACGGCGUUACCUUUCUCACCGACCCCUUCUUCUCUCCUGCGGGCACAGAAUGGCCUACUCAAUACGGACAAGCUCCACUCAAGGUCCAUGACGACCCAGCAGUCAAGAUGAACGAGCUGCCCCAUAUCGACGCCGUUCUUCUUAGUCACGAGAACCAUCCCGACAAUCUUGAUGAACUUGGUCGUCAACUUCUCGAUGGCCGUCACGUUGUUACUACCAAGGAUGGCGCACGAAACCUCGCUCCACGCCCUAGCGUCCAUGGCUUCGCAGACUGGGAAGAGAAGGAGCUUCGCAUUGCAGGAAAGCUUUUUCACAUAACCGCCACCCCCUGCAAGCACUGGCCAGGACACGAAUGUGUUGGGUUUAUCGUCCAUACUGAAGAUUUUGGUGUUGCUUCUGACGGUCGUCCAAACGCCAUCUACUUCACAGGGGAUACUGUGUACAUUGAGGAGCUGGGCAAAAUGUCUGACAAGUACCACAUCGCUGUGGCUCUUAUGAAUCUUGGCAAGGCUUCAUUUCCUGGAAUCAACAGCGAGGGAAAACCAGGCAACCCUGAUGACGUUCUUCAGAUCACCAUGGAUGGUCACCAAGCGGCUCGUCUGUUUCGCGAGAUCAAGGCUGAUGUAUUGGUACCUAUGCACUAUGAAUCGUGGGAUCAUUUCACUCAGCAUCAGGAGGGACUGGAGCAAGAGUUCAAGGAUGAAGGUGUUCUAUCUAGUGUUCGCUGGCUUAAGCCUGGCAAAGCUGUGGUUAUCAACCAAGUUGGUACAUAUUAA
Messenger RNA from Fusarium coffeatum, 849 nucleotides. RefSeq lists its product as uncharacterized. Bases 1 to 849 code for a protein of 282 amino acids. The transcript has a single exon. The record is from RefSeq and is a predicted model, not a curated record. NCBI's taxonomy places the organism in Eukaryota, Fungi, Ascomycota, Sordariomycetes, Hypocreales, Nectriaceae.